AUGGUCCACCUCAAGCGGUUUGAGUUUGACUUUGAGCUCCUGCGGCGGAUGAAGGUCAACUCGGUCUUUGAGUUCCCGCUCGACCUCAACCUCAAGGACUGGACCAAGGAGGGCAUCGAGCUGCGCGAGGCACUGGAGAGCGCGCGCGAGGCCAACGAAGACCUCGACGCCAUCCGUGCUUCGCUCGCGCACACGUUCCGGCCUGACGACUACUACCAGUACGAGCUCGCCGGCAUCAUCGUCCACAUGGGCACCGCAGACUCGGGCCACUACUACACCUUUGUCAAGGAGCGGACGGUCGACGGCGAGUGGUUCCGCUUCAACGACACCAACGUUGACCCGUUCAACCCGUCGGACAUCCCAGUCGCUGCCUUUGGCGGCACCGAGUACACCACCUCGUGGGACCCGAACCUCCGCAAGAACGUCCCUCACGUCACUCAAAAGUCGUACUCGGCGUACAUGCUCCUUUACGAGCGGUCGGCCAAGUACGAGUGCGCCGAGCCUGUGAUGGACAAUGACGACGACGAUGGCACCGCCGCCGCCGCCGCCAAGUCUGCUUCCCUCGACGUGGAUCCGCUUGAUGCCGAGGCGGCGGCGGCUGGCCUUGAUCCGGUGGCGGUGGCGCGGGCCGCGGUGCAACCGCUGGAGCCGGCGCCGGUUCUCUCGCGCGACGAAGCGGCCGCACUUGUCCGCGACGACAUUUUCCAAGAAUGCUGGCAGCAGAACAUGACGUUUCUCUCGCAGAAGAACGUGUUUGACCCCAACUUUUUCGAGUUUCUCUCGCAGCUGGUGCACAUGGCGCAGGCCGACGACGCAGCGCCGGCAGACGUGGCGCGGGCGGCGCAGCUCGGGACCGUCUUUGUAGUCGAGGUCCUCCUCCACGCCAAGGACAAGGCGAGCCUCGGCAGCUGGAUGGACGUCCUCACUGCACUCUACACCAAGCAUCUGCCGUCGGCGCGGUGGUUCCUCGCCGAGCUUGUGGUGAACCCGCGAUGGCGGGUGCAGAUUCUGCUCCACUGCACGGUGCCCGAGGCGCGGCGCGCGCUGCGGGCGCUCAUUGUGGCGGCGCUGGAGGCUGUGGCGAGCGAUGAGUUGGAGCGCGGCGUGUUUGGAGCGCCGGGCGUGCCACCCGAACUGGUGGCGGAGCCGAACGCGUCGCGGCUGGCGCAGACCGAGGCCGACGAGGCGUAUCUUGGCGCGGACAUUGCCGGUGACGUGGCGCUCAUGCCGCACGUGCAGGGCAGCGGUUCGCUGGCUGUCCGGUUCUUUGAUGCGCUCCUCCUCCACAUCGGCGAGCUGCCGAUGCACUGGCGCCACUUUGAGCAGUACUUUGAGGUUCUUGCUGCGUUUGUGAGCCUCUCGCCUCUGGCUGCGGCGGCCGCUGCCGAGCGUGAGGUUGUGGGCCGGCUUGUCUCGUUCUUCCUCGAGGACCAGUCGCCGUUCCGCCCGCCGCCUCCCGACGGUGAGAAGGUCCGGCUCAUGGGCGAAAAGUUCCGCCCGCCGGCGCUGGCGGCGAUGGUGGAGACAAUCGACGUGCUUGCAGGCUCUGUGGUGCUCGACGAGGUUGACAGCGAGGAUGCCAUUGUUAAUGCCGGCGGCGGCGACGAGCUGUACCUCUCGGACUUUUCGUACUCGAUGCUGUUCAACGAGCAGUUUGUGACCAAGGCGCUGAUGGACAACGUUGCGACACCGCAGAUCUCCCAGCUGGUGGUGACGCUGUGCAAGGACUCGAUUCCGCGGACCCGCAAGUACACGCAGAUGCUGGUGACCGGCCUCGCAGUGGUCGCGGCCGACGAGGUCGGGCCGUACUACACGCUGCUGGCGGCGAUGGUGGCGAUGGACGACUCAGUGCGUGCCGAGCGCGGCGACAUUGUGAUGUCGGGCCUUGUGGCGGCGAUCGACUCGCAGCUGCCGAUGAUGCACAACGGUUACCUGCUCAUCCGCGGGCUGGUGGCGCUGGCAAGCGCCGAGGCUGGGGUGCGGGGCUGGCUCGCCUCGCACCGCGACGAGUGGGUGGAGAGCUGGCUCAUGGCUGCGCCGUACGAGGCGCAGCGGGCCGAGGCCGAGGCGCUCCUGCUGGUGACGUUGCCUGGCAUUCGCGAGCAGCUUGUGGCUGGCUGGGUCGACGGCGGGUUCGACACGCGUCUGCCCGGCUCUGCGCGCGACCGCAACGGCUCGUACGACGAGGCGCUGCGGUCGGUCAUCUACUCGAUGGGCAUGGACUCUGAAGAUGGCGAAGUCGACUCGGCGGGCUUCUUCCAUCCAGGCGGGGCGAGCGGUGAGCGAGGGCGGCGACUGGCGGCGCGGCCCAACGUGCAGCUCGAGGCGACCAAGCUAGACGCCGAAGCGUUUACUGCGGUGACAGAGACUGUGGGCUACUUGCUGGGCCACCUGGAGACGGCGCGCAAGUACAUGGCGGAGCACUCUGACCCGCUGACCAAGGAUGGGGUUGCCAUCGAGUCUGCGACCAAAAAGUACACCAAGCUUGUGGCGUUCUUUCGGGUCCUGCGGAUGCUCAUGCUCCGCGACGAGGACAAAGCGGCGGUGUUUGGGGUGUGGCCCGAGUUCUGGAAGCUCUUUUGUGACCUCGACGCACUCAACCAGGAGCUCGACGACAACAAGCGCGAGAUGAUUGAGUUCUGGGUGGCUGCUGCUGAAGGCUCGCCACAGCUGCUCGCUGCCAUCGGCAGCGACGCCGAGGUGACGCGGCGGAUGCUGGACAUGUUCAUCUCGCUGCGGCCACUGGAAAAGUUCCUGGUCUACAACCGGCGGUCGCUGCCAUCAUGGUACCGGCUGUUGUGGCUGGUGGCACGGGCGUCGGAGACCUUCCGCAAUGCCAUCAUAUUCCACCACAACUUUGAGUGGUCGAUCAAGAACCUGUACGUCGAGUCGUCGUCGUACGGGCCGGUGGCGUCUGCGCUCUUGUUGACGAUCAAGGAGCUUGCCGGCGAGUCGCCGGCCUUCCGGACCAAGCACAUCCAAGCCACGCUCGAGUCUGGGCGGCUUGUGUCGAACGCGCGGCAGGUGCUGCGGCUGCUGCAGGUGCUCCUGGUGAGCGACGCCGACAUGGCGCUCUUCUGCACCGGCGGCGGGCUGGCGCAGGUCGCCGAGUUUAUCGAGACGCGGCGCGAGGCGUCGGCGUACAUGGACGACAAGGCAUUUACGCCCCUGGCGAUGGCGGUGGGCUUGCUCGACCAGGUCAUGACCUUCCUCGUCUCGCCGGACGCGUCGCAGACCGCGACGCUGGCUGGCAAGGCUGCAGCGACGGUGGCGGCCGAGUGGAAGACGCGGCACAUGGUGCUCUCGCCGCUUGUGAGCGCGCUCUCGUCGUUCCGGCGCGAGGAGACGCGCAACGCGGUGUACUCGAUUGCGCUCAAGGUGGCGGCGUUUGAUCCCGAGCUCUGCGGCGAGGAGCUGGUGCAGAUCCUGUACAACGAGCACGAGUCUGUGGGUGCGCGAGGCUCCGAGUCAGGCCUGCCGGGCUACACCUCGGACGGCGACGACGACUCGCUUGACGGGCAUCCUGUGCAGUUUGAUCGCGGCGGGCGGCUUCUCAUCUCUGCGUCGGCAGGCAACUUUGUGCCGCCGGACGCAGACGCGGUGCGGCGGCUGGGCAAGCUGCCAGGCCCGCUGAUGGUGCAGCUGACGUACCGCGAGACGCGCGACCUGCCGCUGCGGGCGCUCGUGGCGGCCUACUACCGGUUUGUGGGCGAUGCGGUGCGGCAGGUGCUGGAGACGACGGCGUACACGCCGCGGAUCCUGGCGUCGGGCGUGCGGUUGCUGGUAACGGCGGCAAUGGAGACGUCGACGACGCCCGAACUGGUGGCGCCGCUAGCGGCGCAGCUGCUAGAGCUGUGGCGGGCCGAGCCUGAAGUGGCUGUCCACGUCCGAGCCGAGGUGCGGUUCGACGACUGGGCCGAGCUUGUCCUCACCUCACUGCAGGGCGUGUUGGUGGAGUCUAGCGCGCAUGCCCUCCUUGCUGCUGUCCUCCCGGUGGCGGCCCAGCGGUUUGCUGAGCUCCGGUUCUCGCGAAUGAUCAACACCAUCGCCGACAAGCUGGUCAACCUCUGCGCCGACGUGCAGACGUAUGUGCAGGCGCCCAAGAAGGCCAAGAACCUCGAGAGCGCCGGGCGCGAACUGCGCGCGGUCCUCCUUGCCCUCGGAGUCCUUUUUGAGACAAACCCGGUGAUCCGCCCAACCUUCCUCGCCACGUGCACGGCCCAGGCUGAGGCGCAGACGCUCGUGGGCGAAGCGCGCGAGCUCGUCUGCCAGGCGCUGGGGCCCGAGCUGGGAGACGAGCUAGUGGUGAUGCUCGAGCAGGUGGUCCUCGCUGACGAGUAA
This is a messenger RNA of Thecamonas trahens ATCC 50062, 4341 nucleotides long. RefSeq lists its product as uncharacterized. The coding region runs from base 1 to 4341 and encodes 1446 amino acids. Gene Ontology annotation, biological process: protein deubiquitination. Gene Ontology annotation, cellular component: nucleus; cytosol. NCBI's taxonomy places the organism in Eukaryota, Apusomonadida, Apusomonadidae. The record is from RefSeq and is a predicted model, not a curated record. Gene Ontology annotation, molecular function: cysteine-type endopeptidase activity; cysteine-type deubiquitinase activity. The transcript has a single exon.